AAAGUGUAGAAACAAUUCUAACACCGGAAGAUAAAUAAAAGAAUGGAAGUGUGUUGUUAAAAUUGUGAGAGUCACAUCUAACUUGAACAAUUUCGCAGGAUGGAUUUUUGAGUCUCAACAAACAAUAGCAUUGCUCAAUGCUCAAAGUAAAUUCAUUGAUAUGAAUGAGGAAGAUGCUCAGAAUGAGGAGGAUAUUCAGAAUGAGGAGGAUGUGGCAGAAAUAGAAUUAGAAGAACCAGAGCAAAGUAACACUCAAGCAACAAAACCUCCACGAAAGAGAAAAUUGACUUCAAGUAUUUGGAAUGAUUUUGUAUUAGUUGGAACAGAAAAAGAUGGCAAAGAAAGAGGCAAGUGCAUCCACUGUGGUGCAAAGUUAGUGAUCAAUACUAAAACACAUGGAACAAUGCACUUGAAGCGCCAUUUGGAGAAGUGUCCAAAGAUACUUAGGAAGGAAUAUAGGCAUGCAUAUGAUCAUAAGAAAGACCAUGAGAUGACUAGUGAAAUCAUAAUUUACCAUAAUUUGCCAUUUCGCUAUGUCGAGUAUGAAAAGGUCAGGACAAGAGACAAGUAUCUUAAUCCGAAUGUCCAACCUAUUUGUAGACAGACCGUUGGAGCUGAUUUGUAUAAGCGAUAUGAGAUUGAAAAGGUUAAGCUCAAAGAAGUACUCUCAAAUCAUCGCGGUCGUAUAUGUUUCACGUCAAAUUUAUGGACAGCUCGAGCUACCACCAUGAGUUAUAUUUGUCUGACUGCGCACUUCAUUGAUGAGAGUUGGAACUUAAACAGUAAGAUUCUAGCUUUCUGUGAAUUGAAGUCUCCUCACACGGGUGAAGAAAUUUCUUACAAGGUUCUUGAAUGUCUGAGAAAAUUGGGAUUAGAAAAAAAGUUCUUGCGUGUAAGAUGUUCUGCUCAUAUUCUGAAUCUCAUUGUGAAAGUCGCUUUAGAACUAGCGAAAGAUGUUUUGCAUAACAUCAGGGAAAGUGUUAGAUAUGUUAAAGCAUCUCCACAGAGGAAAGAAGCUUUUGCAGCUUGUGUAGAGAGAGUAGGAAUUAAGAAUGGAGCUGGCUUAUCACUUGAUAUUCCUACUCGAUGGAACUCUACAUAUGAAAUGCUUGCCAGGGCUUUGAAAUUUAGGAAAGCAUUUGUUAGCAUGCUGCCUUUCAGUGUCAAUACUACACGUUUUUCAGGAUCUAAGUAUCCCACUUCUAGUGUGUAUUUCACACAAGUAUGGAGAAUUGAGCAUUUGUUGAAGAAAUUUGCUUCUUGUGAUGAUGAAGCUGUGGAAAGAAUGGCUAAAAAGAUGCAAAUAAAAUUUUUUAAGUAUUGGACCGAUUAUAGCCUCAUUUUGGCUAUGGGAGCAAUUUUUGAUCCUAGGAUGAAACUGGAGAUGCUUGAAAUGGCUUAUGGAAAAGUUGAUCCAUCAACUUAUAAGUUGAAAAAAGAAGAGUUUAGAGAGAAUUUGGUUCAACACUACAAAGAUUAUCAGGCUAAGUCGUGGAAAAGUUCUUCAGGUACUUCAGCAACUCCAACUCCACAUGAGUUAGUUUCCGAGUCUCCACUUGAUGAUGAUUUUGAUAACAUAAGUACUCUCUUUACUAUUCUAUAGUUUUAUAAUCAGGAUUUUGUUAUUACUAACUUGAUGUGAGUCUUCAAGAUCUUUUUGAGCUUCAAAAAAGCAUCAUAGUUGGUGUGAGAAACAAAAAGACACACUUGGAUGUUUAUUUAGAUGAGCCAAGAUUAGAGAUGAAGUCUUUUCUAGAUUUGGAUUUUUUGAGCUAUUGGAAAGAAAAUCAACAUAGACUU
Arabidopsis arenosa is the source of this 1800-nucleotide messenger RNA. NCBI's taxonomy places the organism in Eukaryota, Viridiplantae, Streptophyta, Magnoliopsida, Brassicales, Brassicaceae. The record is from the annotation of a GenBank genome assembly.